This is a messenger RNA of Mytilus californianus (California mussel), 2195 nucleotides long. RefSeq lists its product as uncharacterized. The record is from RefSeq and is a predicted model, not a curated record. The coding region runs from base 71 to 1690 and encodes 539 amino acids. NCBI's taxonomy places the organism in Eukaryota, Metazoa, Mollusca, Bivalvia, Mytilida, Mytilidae. The transcript has 2 exons.
GCAUAAUCUACACAUCAAGAUAAACAGUGCAUUGAGGCUGAUUUCAUAGUGUGUUCCUAUUCUGUUAACAAUGAAUUCCAGAUCACUGCUUUGUUUUUGUGCAAUUUUGAUUUUUGUUAUACAUGCUGUUAACUCCGUUCCACUGGGUUUAGACAAUGGUUUAAGGAAAAAACGGGAAGCUGUCCCGUCUGUUAAAUCCGUCAACGUCGAUUUAGAAGAUGGUUUGAGGAAGAAACGUGAAGCUGUACCGUCUGUCAAAUCCGUCAACGUCGAUUUAGAAGAUGGUUUGAGGAAGAAACGUGAAGCUGUACCGUCUGUCAAAUCCGUCAACGUCGAUUUAGAAGAUGGGUUGCGAAAAAAACGUGAAGCAGUACCGUCUGUCAAAUCUGUUAAUGUUGAUUUGGAAGAUGGUCUGAGAAAGAAACGUGAAGCCGUACCUUCUGUCAAAUCCGUCAACGUCGAUUUAGAAGAUGGUUUGAGAAAGAAACGUGACGCAGUACCGUCUGUCAAAUCUGUUAAUGUUGAUUUGGAAGAUGGUCUGAGAAAGAAACGUGAAGCCGUACCUUCUGUCAAAUCCAUCAACGUCGAUUUAGAAGAUGGUUUGAGAAAGAAACGUGAAGCAGUACCGUCUGUCAAAUCCGUCAAUGUCGACUUGGAAGAUGGUUUGAGAAAAAAACGUGAAGCUGUACCGUCUGUCAAAUCUGUUAAUGUUGAUUUGGAAGAUGGUCUGAGAAAGAAACGUGAAGCCGUACCUUCAGUCAAAUCCGUCAACGUCGAUUUAGAAGAUGGUUUGAGAAAGAAACGUGAAGCAGUACCGUCUGUCAAAUCCGUCAAUGUCGACUUGGAAGAUGGUUUGAGAAAGAAACGUGAAGCUGUACCGUCUGUCAAAUCCGUCAACGUCGAUUUAGAAGAUGGUUUGAGAAAGAAACGUGAAGCUUUACCGUCUGUCAAAUCCGUCAACGUCGACUUGGAAGAUGGUUUAAGAAAAAAACGUGAAGCAGUACCCUCUGUCAAAUCUGUUAAUGUCGAUUUAGAGGAUGGUUUGAGAAAGAAACGUGAAGCAGUACCAUCUGUUAAAUCAGUCAACGUCGAUUUAGAAGAUGGUUUGAGAAAGAAACGUGAAGCUGUACCGUCUGUCAAAUCCGUCAACGUCGAUUUAGAAGAUGGCUUGAGAAAGAAACGUGAAGCAGUUCCGUCUGUCAAAUCCGUCAACGUCGAUUUAGAGGAUGGUUUAAGAAAGAAACGUGAAGCAGUACCGUCUGUCAAAUCCGUCAAUGUCGAUCUAGAAGAUGGUUUGAGAAAGAAACGGGAAGUAGUACCGUCUGUCAAAUCCGUCAACGUCGAUUUGGAAGAUGGUUUGAGGAAGAAACGUGAAGCUGUACCGUCUGUCAAAUCCGUCAACGUCGAUUUAGAAGAUGGCUUGAGAAAGAAACGUGAAGCAGUUCCAUCUGUCAAAUCCGUCAACGUCGAUUUGGAAGAUGGUUUAAGAAAAAAACGUGAAACUGUACCGUCUGUCAAAUCCGUCAACGUCGAUUUAGAAGAUGGGUUAAGAAAGAAACGUGAAGCAGUACCGUCUGUCAAAUCCGUCAACGUCGAUUUAGAAGAUGGUUUGAGAAAGAAACGUGAAGCAGUACCGUCUGUCAAAUCAGUCAAUGUCGAUUUAGAAGAUGGCUUACGGAAGAAACGGUAAGCCUUAGUUAUAUCUUGCCCUUAAUGUCGAUUAAGAGUAAAGGCUUCAGGAAAUUCAUUAGUUUCACUUUUGUGGAUGUUUAUCAAAAUGAAAAUAAAAAAUGACAGAGGGUUGAAUUUAUUAAAAAAAAUCAAGUUUCAUACUUGAAAUAUUAACUGCUAUGAAAUAAGAUGAAUAUCGAAUAUCUUAAUACAGAAAAAAACCUGUGUAAGAGAGAUUUUUUUCAAUUUCUGUUAAAUAUAAAUCUUAAAAUGAGCUGUAUUAAAAAGUGUUAUUUGAUAACUUUUACGGUUUUUACUCGGUAUUUCAAAUUUCAAUGUAUGCGUAUUCAUUUCAUAUUUUUUUUUAUUCUAAAUGAGUACGGAAAUUGAAUAAAUGAGUGUGCUUGUAGCUAUUGAAUGCCACACAAAUGCAAAUGUAUAUCAAUGUACAAUGUACUUAUAUGUAUCAACACAUGUGAUCUCGCUAUUAAAUUUGUUGAUACGUCAGCAUUUAUGUUUAUCGA